AUGGGUAGUAGCUGUUCAAGCUGUCCAGACAAAGAGUUGAUUGCGGAUAAUCAUCACAGUAAAUUCAAGGUGAUCAACGUGGACGACGAUGGGAACGAGCUGGGCGCCGGCGUGAUGGAGCUGACGGACGGCGAGCUGGUCCUGCACACGCAUCGCCGGGACGACGUCAGGUGGCCGUACCUGUGCCUGCGCCGCUACGGCUACGAUUCCAACCUCUUCUCCUUCGAGAGCGGACGCCGCUGCCAGACCGGGCAAGGCAUUUUCGCGUUCAAGUGCGCUCGCGCAGAGGAAAUCUUCAACAAACUGCAGGAAGUCAUGCACAGUCACAGCAUCAGCGUGGUGGAGGAAGCCGUGAUGGACGCCGGCCACCAGGGGGCGGCGCUCUCCCCCGCAGCCCUCGGCUACUCGGCGCCCAACGGCGUGUCGCGGAUCCCGUCGGCCGGCGACGUCCCGUCCCAGCCGUCCAGUCGCCACCCGUCGGUGGCCAGCGCCCGGCUGCCGUCGGUGGGAGAGGAGUCCACGCACCCCCUGCUGGUGGCCGAGGAGAGCGCGCCGCAGGCCCGCGAGGACGAGCGUGGCGACGCCGGCGGUUUCCGGGCACACACGUACGUCAACACCGAGGAACCGGCGCCGGAGAGCCCGGCCUCCCCCGAGGCCCGUCGCCCGUCCACCCCUCCCCGGGCCCCCUCGGAGCCCCGGGUGCUGCUGGAGCCGCAGGGCGCGCGCUUUGUGCUGGGGCCCACCCCGGUUCAGCGGCGGCUGCGGGAGGCGGGGGAGGGCGCCGGCCGGACGGGCGCACCGCCGCCGGCGUCCCGCUGCCAACGCCCGCCCCUGCCGUCCCCCGACCCGCACAACGUCAACAACUCGGCGCAGCGGCGCACGGCGCUGCUGGACUACGAGAACCUGCCGGCCCUGCCGCCCGUGUGGGAGGCGCGCAAGCCCGGCCGGGACCGGGAAGAGGGCGGCGGCCCGGGGACGCCUUCGCCGCCGACGCCCUCGCCGGACGGCCCGCCGACGCCCUCGCUCAACGGCUUCGGACACGAGCACUCGCACAACUACGUGAACACGGAGAACGUGACGUCGCCCCUGCGGCCCGACACGGCGCGGCGCCGCUCGGACGGGCCCAGCGUCUUCAACUUUGACUUGCGGCGAGCGGGCGAGGCGGCCAAGACGCUCAACUACAUCGAGGUGGAGAUGGACAACGGGGACGGGCCGGGCACGCCGCGCACGCCCGCCUCGCCCCCGCCGCCCGGCACGCCCACGCGUCGCACCGAGCUCUACGCCCUGAUCGACAUCGAGCGCACGGCCGCCAUGUCCAACCUGCAGAAGGCGAGGCCGCGGGACGACGGCACCUCGCGCAAGACGCGCCACAACAGCACCGAGCUGCCCAGCAAGAGCGCCGCGUGA
Nerophis lumbriciformis (worm pipefish) is the source of this 1407-nucleotide messenger RNA. The record is from RefSeq and is a predicted model, not a curated record. NCBI's taxonomy places the organism in Eukaryota, Metazoa, Chordata, Actinopteri, Syngnathiformes, Syngnathidae.